AUGACACUUAUGACAUUUUGCAACCGGCAGCAAAAUAAUAAUAAGUUCAGUCAUUUUACUUAUCAAAACAUAAAUAUUAGCUUAAAAGUCCAGCACAUUUAGUUAAAAUGAUGCGAACGAUCUGCGGCUUCAAUUCAAAAAUAAUUCGAAAAUCAUACAGCACUGUCCAGAAACCAAUAGUCACAUUGGAUAAAAAAGUUGCAGAAGAUCUAGAAAGUGAAGUUUUCAAACCUCGUCACCAUCCUGGCACGGAUAAAGCCAAAGUUGUUACCGUACCACCUCGAAUAGUAUCAUCAAUUUUCAAGUCUCUCAAAGAUGCUCCUGUGAAAGGUGUUUAUCGAGAUGCUCAAGCGCUAAACCGAUACUUGAAGGGACGUCACAUACCACCGGAACAAAAUCUGGUUAAAUAUAAGCGCCAGAUGAUUGCCGAUAAGCUGAGUCAGACAAUGGAUUUGAGUGAUGAGAAGAAACAGAAGAAAUAUGAUGCUAAAGUUGAUAAAACAUUGAAAUCACAAAUCUAUAACUGGGAACCGAUGGUGUACGAUGAGUACAAAGCGCUGCAAUACGUCCUCGGUCGAUCCGCACAGGAAUACUCAACAGUACUGAGGAUAUUCACCGAAAUUCAGAACAGAGAUCCAACAUUUAAGCCGAGAAGUUAUUUUGAUUUCGGUUCUGGUGUCGGAACUGGAUUGUGGGCCGCUUCGAAACUGUGGAAAGAUUCAAUUUUCGAGUAUUUUAUGGUUGAUUCGAGUCGAAGUAUGAAUGAUCUGGCUGAUCUGAUUUUGCGUGACGGCGACGAAAAUAUACAAAUGGAACUGAGGAACGUUAAUUUCAGACAAUUUUUCCCUGCAUCGAUUGAGACUACCUACGACAUCGUUAUUUCUGCCUACAGUCUCUUCGAAUUGCCCGACACCCAGGCACGCCUUGAAACGAUCUUGAGUUUAUGGAACAGAUGCGAAAGUUAUUUAGUUCUUGUUGAAAAUGGGACAAUGGCUGGAUUUAAAUUGAUAAAUGAAGCUCGUGAUUUUAUACUUCACCUGAACGAAAAGAGCGAAUCUGGGCCAGUAGGUCACAUUUUUGCACCGUGUGCACACAAUAUGACGUGUCCUCGACUGCUCGCUGACGAUAGAUCACCAUGUAAUUUUGUUACAUCCUAUAUGCCAUUGCCCCUGGAUCCGGAAGGUGCCAAUUUGCCACAAAAGGAACUGUACAGCUAUGUGGUGUUGAAAAAAGGUCCGAAUACUGAUUGUGACAAAUGGCCUCGGAUAGUCAGACCAACGUUGAUUCGAUCGAAGCACGCGAUAUGCCGAAUGUGUACGAAAGACGGUAAUUUACAGGAAGUGAUAUUCACACAGUCCAAACAUGGCAAGCUUCCAUACAGAUGCGCCAGAUCGUCGAAAUGGGGAGAUCGUUUACCAAUAAGCAUUGAUGCUCGUACUGAGAUUUAAUUUACAACAAAACAGUAUAAUAGAAACAGUUGGUAUGAAAAGUUA
This is a messenger RNA of Bradysia coprophila, 1493 nucleotides long. Its product is annotated as ribosome assembly protein METTL17, mitochondrial-like. Gene Ontology annotation, cellular component: mitochondrial small ribosomal subunit. Gene Ontology annotation, biological process: translation. Lineage: Eukaryota; Metazoa; Arthropoda; Insecta; Diptera; Sciaridae. The record is from RefSeq and is a predicted model, not a curated record. Gene Ontology annotation, molecular function: structural constituent of ribosome; methyltransferase activity.